Messenger RNA from Lasiosphaeria miniovina, 3299 nucleotides. RefSeq names its product ATPase, P-type cation-transporter. The record is from RefSeq and is a predicted model, not a curated record. Gene Ontology annotation, biological process: intracellular calcium ion homeostasis; potassium ion transport; sodium ion transport. Lineage: Eukaryota; Fungi; Ascomycota; Sordariomycetes; Sordariales; Lasiosphaeriaceae. The transcript has 2 exons. Gene Ontology annotation, molecular function: ATP hydrolysis activity; P-type potassium transmembrane transporter activity; ATP binding. The coding region runs from base 141 to 3068 and encodes 975 amino acids. Gene Ontology annotation, cellular component: plasma membrane.
GGAAAGACGGUCGUCAUCUCCAAGUAAGCUACCCCUUCCCGCCCCCCUUUUGAAGACAUCCAGCCUGGCUGCGAUAGUUCGGCUGACGCAAACUUUUCUAAAGUCCCGAGGUUGUCCCCGGUGAUAUCGUCAAUCUGAAGAUGGGUGAUACUGUUCCCGCAGAUAUCCGUCUUUUCGAAGCUAUGAACCUAAACUGUGACGAGCAGUCUUUGACCGGCGAGGCAAUACCAGUGGAGAAAUCUACUGCCCACGACAUCAUGGUACCAGGUACCGAAAAGCCGGCAGUAUCCGAAGACGAGGUUGGCAUAGCCGAUCGUAUCAACAUCGCCUACGCAACUACCAUCGUUCGCAAGGGACGUGGCCGGGGAAUUGUCGUGGCUACUGGCAUGCAGACCGAGGUUGGCAGGAUUGCAGCGUCGACUUCCAAGAAACGGCGCAAGGCUGGCAGGUCGAUGAACUGGCGCAAGUACGGCAAGGCCCAACCCAUCAAGGGCGCGUUCAGGCGAACCUACGACUUCCUCGGAAAGUUUUUGGGCCUGACCGAGGGCACCCCUUUGCAAAUCAAGCUGGCAAAGCUUGCGUACCUGCUCUUCUUUUGUGCACUCCUCCUCGCUGUCGUCGUCUUUGGUGUCAAUAAGUUUUCCAUCCCGAUCCCCAAGGAGGUUAUCAUAUAUGCCAUCUCCACGGGUAUUGCCAUCAUCCCAGAGUCCCUUGUCGCUGUUCUGACCAUUUCAAUGGUGGUGGCAACCACUGUGAUGAGGAAGUCAAACGUCGUUGUUCGGGAUCUAUCUGCCCUCGAGGCACUAGGAGGAGUCACCAACAUUUGCUCAGAUAAGACCGGCACGCUCACCCAGGGUGCCAUGAUCGUUAAAAGGGUUUGGCUUCCGCGGUCUACCGUGUACACCGUUCGCGACUCGAAGGACCCAAGUGAUCCCACAGUCGGAACUGUCACGUAUGCACAAGCGGGCGAGGAGCCGAAAGAGCAGGCCCGCGACUUCGACCAAGAGAGAAGUUCCCAGGCCAUAAAGUUCGACGUUCCAGAGGGCAAGGCAAACCCAAAACAGCCGGAACCGGCCCAACUCGAAGCUGAAAUAACCCCAGAGCUUCGGUUGUUUCUACUCUCGGCCGCGCUCUGCAAUCUUGCCACCGUGAGAUUUGACGAUAAAGAGGAUAAAUGGCAGACGACUGGCGAGCCUACCGAAAUUGCGCUCCAGGUAUUUGCCCACCGGUUCAAGCUCGGGAGAAAGCCCCUUGAGGCCCUGGGCUGGAAUCAAAUUUCCGAAUUCCCAUUUGACAGUUCCAUCAAGCGCAUGUCUGUCAUCUGGAGUGCCCCCCAGGGUAACGAUGCCGGACUCAGCGCCGAGAACGACGUCGUGUUUACCAAAGGCGCUGUUGAACGCGUAUUGGAUCUGUGUACCCAUAUCGGGGUCGGCGGUGCCCGAGAGCCCAUGUCGGAAGAGAUCAAAACCAAGGUCCUUGCCCAGAUGACCGACUUUGCUUCUCAGGGCCAGCGCGUCCUUGCUAUUGCGUACCGGCAGUGGGAGGGAAAGUACGCUGCUCGUUCAGAUCCUCGCGAUGCGGAAGACGGCGAUGACGCUGCACGCUCGGAGGUGGAGAGAGACCUGACUCUCCUCGGUCUGGCCGGCAUUUACGAUCCGCCGCGCCGCGAGACGACGCCCGCCAUAUUCGAGUGCUCCAAUGCCGGAAUCAAGGUCCACAUGUUGACGGGCGACCACCCAGAGACAGCAAAGGCCAUCGCCAAGGAGGUUGGGAUCAUCCCACACAAUCUGGGGGUCCUGCCAGCCUCGGUUGCAGACUCGAUUGUGAUGAAGGCCACCGACUUUGACAAGUUGACUGAAGACGAAAUCGAUGCGCUGGAGGAGCUCCCGCUCGUCAUUGCCCGGUGCGCACCCGAGACGAAGAGCCGCAUGAUUGAAGCGCUUCGCCGCCGCGAUGCCUUCAUGGCCAUGACAGGAGACGGAGUCAACGAUGCGCCGUCACUGAGUCGGGCAGACGUAGGGAUUGCCAUGGGAUCGGGCAGCGACGUGGCAAAGUCGGCGGCCAAGAUUGUCUUGACGGACGACAAGUUCAACAGCAUAGUUGCGGCGAUCCGAGAAGGCCGACGAAUGUUUGAGAACAUUCAAAAAUUCGUGCUACACCUCCUCAGCAGCAACGUUGGCGAGGUGAUCCUCCUCAUCGCAGGUCUGGGCUUCCGCGACGGCUCGGGUCUCUCCGUGUUCCCAAUCUCGCCUCUUGAGAUUCUGUGGAUCAACAUGCUGACCUCGUCGUUCCCAGCCUUUGGGCUCGGGCGUGAGAAGGCCAGCCGUGAGGUGAUGCGCAAGCCGCCGCACGACAAAAGGCGUGGCGUGUUCACGAACCAGAUCCUGGCUGAUAUGAUCGUUUACGGAGUGCUCAUGGGCACCUGCACUCUCAUGACGUUCGUCAUUGUCAUUUACGGGCGAUACGAGGGCCAACUGGGGGAAGACUGCAAUCGAAUGUACUCGCCGAGCUGCGAGCCCGUCUUCCGCGCCAGGGCCGCCGUGUUCGCCGAGCUGACGUGGCUGAUCCUGAUCAGCGCAUGGGAGUUCAAGAGCAUCCGCCGGAGCAUGUUCCGGCUGAGCCCCGACGACCCUAGCCGGUUCCCGUUGUUCAAGGACCUGUACGAGAACAAGUUUCUCUUCUGGGCUGUUACAAUCGGCGCCCUCAGCGUGUUUCCGACUGUUUACAUCCCUUACCUGAACAGGGACGUGUUCAAGCACACUUCGAUUAGCUGGGAGUGGGGAGUUGUCGUGGGCAUGACGGUGGUCUACGUGCUGGGGGUGGAGGCUUGGAAGCACGCCAAGCGCACCUGGGGAAUCCUGGACGACCACAAGGUGGUCCGGGGCAGCUGGAGCCAGGGCGAGGAGGGCACGAGAAAGUUCACCAAGACGAUGAGCUUCUCGAGUCUGAAGAGCUGGAAGAGUUGGGGCCGUGCCGAGUCGAAAGGAAAGGCUGGACCAAACCCUGGACAGAACACUGGACAGAACCCUCUAGGGCAAUCUUCAGCGGAGAGCGGGCAGUCUGUGUGACUGUAGGUAUGGGUAAGCAUAUAGUGGGAGGCAGUGUGUUCUGGUGAGGAAGGUUAAUUAAUUGUUUGCGCCGCCGAACUGAUACGGACUUGAAUCUAUACAAUUUGGUAUGGUGAUGGGCAUGAGUCAUUCCAACGGAAUAUUAUAAUAUAGGACAACUAGGGUUUUAUAUGCUUUUUACUCUAUUUAGUUAUUUAGUGUUUGGAAUAUGGUACCGCCUUUUCUCAACGC